AUGGAUUUCAUCUCAUGCUUGGAUGAUUGUGGAUUAGUUGAUGCAGGAUACAGUGGAAACACUUUCACUUGGACUAAUGGAAGGAAAAGAGGCAACAUGAUCUGUAAAAGACUUGACAGAGUUCUAUACAAUGAGGAGUGGAAUGACAAUAUGGGGGAUAGCAUGGUUAAGCACAUGGCAAGGACAGGUUCAGAUCAUAAUCUUAUUAUAUUUAACUGCAAAGAAGUUACUAAUAAUUUUAACUCAUGGAUAGAAGAAGUACAGGGCAAUGCAAUGUGGAUUCUGCAAAAAAAACUGAAAAAACUCUCCAAAGUCUUAACUCAUUGGUCCAAAGAAGUCAUUGGAAAUGUCUUUGAGAAAGUCAAGCAAUAUGAACAACUUAUUCUUGAACUUGAGCACAAGAUGGACAGUGAUGACUCUGAGAAAAACAGGCAGGAUCUUAACAGAGUUAAUGCUGAGUACAUUAGAUAG
Molecule: messenger RNA, 471 nt
Organism: Lycium barbarum (goji berry)
Lineage: Eukaryota; Viridiplantae; Streptophyta; Magnoliopsida; Solanales; Solanaceae
Exons: 2
Coding region: 1-471 (156 amino acids)
Source: RefSeq, a predicted model, not a curated record